AUGGCUGAGCGGUGGCUAGCAUUCGACGAGAGAGACUUCAUUACUGGUAUAAAUGAUGGGUCACUGGCCUAUCGUCUCCUUGGAGUCGCAAACUGCGUCUCAGUCAAUAAGACCGUACCUCUAGGAAGUUCGGACGGCGAGCCUAGUCCGGGGCACAUGCGCGAAUUGGCGCACGCGCUGAGGCUCCAGGGACAAGUCGAUGUAUUUACCCAAAACACGACUGACCCUUUUUCCGUUGCGUCCGGCGCUGUGGGUGUUGUCUCGCUCGGCUUAACCGUCUGUCAAGGACUUCUGCAAUACUACAGCUCGUGGAGGCAUGCUCAGAAAGAUGUCGACGCAAUGUGCGCUUCAUUGAAAGGACUUACCAAGACUUUCCGGCUAGUCAAAAUUACGAUAAAGGAUCGUAAGUUCAAUCAACCAGUCAUCGAUCGAGUUACUGCAAGCAUAGAUCUGUGCGAGACUGGCGUUGAUGAGCUCGAUGCAAAGCUACUAAACGUCAAAAUGAUUCCAGUCAAAGGGAAUGGAGACCAGAUUCACGGGCAAAACUGUCGAGCACUCUACCCCUUCAGAGAGAGCACGCCCUUGAAGUUACGAGAGAUGAUUUCCGAUCUUCGAGACAGCUGA
Letharia columbiana is the source of this 624-nucleotide messenger RNA. RefSeq lists its product as uncharacterized. The coding region runs from base 1 to 624 and encodes 207 amino acids. The transcript has 2 exons. NCBI's taxonomy places the organism in Eukaryota, Fungi, Ascomycota, Lecanoromycetes, Lecanorales, Parmeliaceae. The record is from RefSeq and is a predicted model, not a curated record.